This is a messenger RNA of Rhea pennata, 2760 nucleotides long. RefSeq names its product glutamate ionotropic receptor kainate type subunit 3 (gene GRIK3). The record is from RefSeq and is a predicted model, not a curated record. Bases 1 to 2760 code for a protein of 919 amino acids. Lineage: Eukaryota; Metazoa; Chordata; Aves; Rheiformes; Rheidae. The transcript has 16 exons. Gene Ontology annotation, cellular component: plasma membrane; kainate selective glutamate receptor complex; postsynaptic density membrane. Gene Ontology annotation, molecular function: transmitter-gated monoatomic ion channel activity involved in regulation of postsynaptic membrane potential; kainate selective glutamate receptor activity. Gene Ontology annotation, biological process: monoatomic ion transport; modulation of chemical synaptic transmission; synaptic transmission, glutamatergic.
AUGACCCCGCUCUGGCCGGCGCUCCGCCGUGUGCUCUGGGAAUACUGGGCAGCGCUCCUGGUCGGCGGCCUCUGGGGCCCCGGCGCGCAUGGGAUGCCGCAUGUCAUCCGGAUCGGAGGAAUCUUUGAGUACGCAGAUGGCCCCAAUGCCCAGGUUAUGAGUGCUGAAGAGCAAGCCUUUAGAUUUUCUGCCAAUAUUAUUAACAGAAAUAGAACUUUGUUGCCUAACACAACAUUAACCUAUGACAUUCAGAGGAUACACUUCCACGACAGCUUUGAAGCAACUAAGAAAGCCUGCGACCAGCUUGCUCUUGGGGUUGUAGCAAUAUUUGGACCUUCACAAGGCUCCUGUACCAACGCCGUCCAGUCUAUUUGCAACGCGCUGGAGGUCCCCCACAUCCAGCUUCGAUGGAAGCACCAUCCCCUGGAUAACAAGGACACUUUCUAUGUCAACCUGUACCCCGACUACGCCUCUCUGAGCCACGCCAUUCUGGACCUGGUGCAGUAUUUGAAAUGGAGGUCAGCCACCGUGGUUUACGACGACAGCACGGGCCUUAUACGGCUGCAAGAGCUCAUCAUGGCCCCGUCGCGGUACAAUAUCCGGCUGAAAAUCCGCCAGCUCCCGCUGGACACCGAUGACGCCAGGCCUCUGCUCAAGGAGAUGAAGCGGGGCAGGGAAUUUCGCAUCAUCUUCGACUGCAGCCACGUGAUGGCGGCUCAGAUCCUCAAGCAGGCCAUGGCAAUGGGAAUGAUGACAGAAUACUACCACUUCAUCUUCACCACUCUGGAUCUUUAUGCAUUAGACCUAGAACCAUAUCGCUACUCUGGAGUGAACCUGACUGGCUUCCGGAUCCUCAACGUGGAGAACCCGCACGUGGCCUCCAUCGUCGAGAAGUGGUCCAUGGAGCGGCUGCAGUCAGCGCCCAAGGCAGAGCUGGGCCUGCUGGACGGCGUCAUGAUGACAGACGCUGCCCUGUUGUACGACGCAGUUCACAUCGUCUCGGUGUGCUACCAGCGAGCCCCUCAGAUGACCGUUAACUCCCUGCAGUGCCAUCGGCACAAAGCCUGGAGGUUUGGUGGCCGCUUCAUGAAUUUCAUAAAAGAGGCCCAGUGGGAAGGAUUAACUGGACGGAUUGUCUUUAACAAAACUAGUGGUUUACGGACAGAUUUUGAUUUGGACAUCAUCAGCCUCAAAGAAGAUGGGCUUGAAAAGGUUGGAGUGUGGAGCCCUUCGGACGGCUUGAAUAUCACGGAAAUCUCCAAGGGACGAGGGCCAAAUGUCACCGACUCGCUGAGCAACAGAUCUCUAAUCGUCACCACUGUCCUGGAAGAGCCCUUCGUCAUGUUCCGCAAGUCAGACACGGCCCUGUUUGGGAACGACCGCUUCGAGGGCUACUGCAUCGACCUUCUGAAGGAACUGGCCAUCAUCCUGGGCUUCACCUAUGAGAUCCGGCUGGUGGAGGAUGGGAAAUACGGCGCACAGGACGACAAGGGGCAGUGGAACGGCAUGAUCAAGGAGCUCAUUGACCACAAAGCUGAUCUGGCCGUUGCUCCUCUCACCAUCACCCACGUUCGGGAGAAAGCGAUAGACUUCUCCAAGCCCUUCAUGACCCUCGGGGUCAGCAUUCUCUACCGGAAGCCCAACGGGACCAACCCCAGUGUGUUCUCCUUCCUCAACCCCUUGUCUCCUGACAUUUGGAUGUACAUCCUCCUCGCCUACCUGGGCGUCAGCUGCGUGCUCUUUGUCAUAGCCAGGUUCAGCCCGUACGAGUGGUAUGAUGCUCAUCCCUGCAACCCAGGCUCAGACAUCGUAGAGAACAACUUCACCCUGUUGAACAGCUUCUGGUUUGGGAUGGGAGCAUUGAUGCAGCAAGGCUCUGAGCUGAUGCCCAAAGCGCUGUCUACACGGAUCAUUGGUGGCAUAUGGUGGUUCUUCACCCUAAUUAUCAUCUCGUCCUACACGGCCAACCUUGCCGCCUUCCUGACUGUGGAGAGGAUGGAAUCCCCCAUCGACUCAGCAGAUGACUUGGCAAAGCAGACAAAAAUAGAGUACGGAGCAGUGAAGGACGGAGCUACUAUGACCUUCUUCAAGAAAUCUAAAAUUUCCACCUUUGAAAAAAUGUGGGCAUUCAUGAGCAGCAAGCCCACAGCACUCGUUAAAAAUAAUGAGGAAGGAAUCCAGCGAACCCUCACAGCUGAUUAUGCCCUGCUGAUGGAGUCAACCACUAUCGAAUACAUCACGCAGAGGAACUGCAACCUGACUCAGAUUGGAGGGCUAAUUGAUACCAAAGGCUACGGGAUCGGCACUCCCAUGGGGUCACCGUACAGGGACAAGAUCACCAUUGCCAUCCUCCAGCUCCAAGAGGAGGACAAGCUCCACGUAAUGAAAGAGAAGUGGUGGCGCGGGAACGGCUGCCCCGAGGACGAGAACAAGGAGGCCAGUGCUCUCGGCAUUCAAAACAUCGGGGGGAUUUUCAUCGUUUUGGCUGCAGGCUUGGUGCUCUCGGUCUUUGUGGCAAUGGUGGAGUUCAUCUACAAGCUGCGCAAAACGGCGGAGCGUGAGCAGCGCUCCUUCUGCAGUGCCAUGGCUGACGAGAUCCGGCUGUCUCUCACCUGCCAGCGACGGGUCAAACACAAGCCUCAGCCCCCCGUCAUGGUGAAGACGGAUGCAGUGAUCAACAUGCACACGUUCAACGACCGACGACUGCCCGGGAAGGACAACAUGACUUGCAACACUGGAUUGACGCCUGUGUUCCCAUAG